CCCAGCUCAGACGCGGCUAGUUCAAGUUGCCAUAGCAGAGAGAAGCGCAGGGAACUCGUCUGUUAGUCGCCGGUACCGAAGCAAACUCGGCCGGGCCGUCAUUCCGCUAUACUUUAUAACGUUAAAUGUCUCUUAUUUGUUUUUAUGCAGGCGCUUUAAAGUCUUAUCCGAAGCUUUAAUACAUUAGUUGGCUAACGUUUGGUUAGCUAGGCGGCUAACGUUCCCUAUAGUUUCCACUCGUUGCUAACCGGUUGGGAGCAUCCUUCGCGACUAUGCGCCGGGAUGCGGUUUGUGGGCUUCAGCGCAGUUUUGUUGCCGCUCGGAUAGAGCUCUGUAUCGCCUAGGCGAUCAGAUUAAGAUGACAACGCGUCAGUGGAGUUUUCCGAUGCCAUGUUUGCGCUUUGUAGAAAAAGUUCCCAACCGUCCCACCCCGCCGUGUAAUCUCAUUAACGUCAGGGCGAACAGUUAGCGUCUCCCCUCCCAUGUGCCUCCCGCUGGAGACGUCCCAAGCCAUGGACACGUCCAGCGAGUCAGACUCCUACGAAAGGAGGACCCGGGGAGGCAGGCGCCGGGGGCGUGACGUCCACCGCAGGUCGGGCCGGGACAGAGGCAGGGACAGCGGCAGCGGAGACGAGGGGCGAGCCGCGGACAUCUCGGACAAAAUCAGCACCCUGGCCAACACCUUACAGGACACCAGUAGGAACUUGAGCAAAGUUGACAGAAUGCUGGGUCAGUACAGGGAGCAUGCAGAUGACCAGGCUGUAGCCAUGACUCUGCUCAGGGAGAGCUUAGAGGAUUCAAUCAAUCAGCUGCAGACACAGAGGCUGAGCAGGGCCGAAGGGCCCCGCGGCUCCUCGGCCUCCACCCUGCACACCAGCGACCUGGAGGCCUGCUCAGGAUCAGAGGGCCAGCGCUUCUAUCCCACCUCUCCGCUCAGGGAUUACCCCGACGGUCCCAGCAGAAGGAGGAGGAGGAGGUCUCAGUCUGCUGGCGUUCGCUUCGAGGACUCCAGCCAGGCAGCAGACAAGGUUCAUAGGGUGCACCAGACCCUGCGGGAUCUGCGCUGUGACCAGCUGAGGCUGUCUGAUGACCUGGAUAGAGAAAUCCUCAGGAGAAACAGGUCUGACAUUGACACCAGGCGGGCGAUGGAGAAUCUCACGGAGCACAUGACGGUUUCCCCCAGGCAGGACACGGUGUCAUCUCGCGUGGAGAGACGUCUGGAGGAGCUGGAGAGAGAGAUGCAGGGCGAGCAGAGGCGCAGCGAAAGAGAAAGAAGGCCAGAGCGGCGCGUGGCUGCGGCCGACGACCAGCAGGAGGUUUUGGGGAGGUGCCGGGUUGGAUCCGACGAGAGGGAAGACACCAUGACAGCGAGACUCCUACGGGCAGAGAGGGAAAGGUCCAAGAUGGAGCAGGAGUUGGGCCGGGCCCGCAGACUACUGGAGCAGUCCGAGGAGAGCAGGGAGUCCCUCGUUCACCAGGUGGAGGACAUGCACGGCGAGCUGCUGAGGACGAGGGCUGAGAAGACGGCGCUUCACAGGACGCAAACGGAGGCUUCUCAGCUCGGCGCGCAGCUGCGCACCAGCCACGCCGAGCGAGAUGGGGGAAGAGGUCCAUCACAGGGGUCAGAUCAGUCGAAGCUGGAGAAAGAGGUGGCCGAGCUGCAGGCUCAGCUUCACAGGGCCUCGGUCCGCGGCGAGGUGGAGGAGCUGAAGAGGGCCCUGGACUCCAAGGAGAGAGAGAACCUACGGCUGAGUCUACAGCUCAAGGAAUUAUCGUCCGACCUGGAAGGGCGAGAACAGCAGCAGCUGCGAAUUCUGGACCAGCUGAAAGACAUCCAGAGCCGCGGGCAGGCGGAGAGGAGAGAGAUGGAGGCCUUGCUCCUGGAGAGCACCAGAAGCAGAAAUGAGUUGAAGACCAGGGCCCAGGAAGCUGUGCGCCAGUGGAGGGCAAAGUGCAGGAGGCUGCAGAAGGAGCUGGAGGAUGCACGGGCUCAGGCUGGACUUCAUGAAGACAGGGCCCUGCAGGCCUCCAGGGAAAAGGAGAGCUCCCAGGCCCAGCUGAAGGCACUGAGCCAGCAGAGUGAGGCGGCCCGCAGGGAGCUUGGUGAAAUACUAGGCCGCCUGGCCCAGCGCGAAGAGGAGCUCCACCGCAAGGACGUGGAGCUGUCGGAGACUCGGCAGCGGCAGUUGCUGCUGCAGCAGGAGGUCCAGGAGGUGAGGGAGGCCUCGGCGGCCCUGGAGCAGGAGGCUCAGCGUCAGGCCGCCGUCCAAGCGAGGCUCAGAGAGGAGAACCAGAGACUGGAAGAACAAGCGGACAGCCAAGCUCGUCGUCUUCAGAGGGACCAGGGCGCCCAGGCCGAGCUCCAGGCCGCCCUGAAGCAGAUGACCGCCGCCCACGCGCAGCUAUCGCAGCGGCUGGCCGAGGAGGAGAACGCCAGGAAGGAGCUCCAGAAGGACACCUCGGGGCUUCAGGCCAAGCUAGCGUUGCUGCAGGAGGAGCGCUCUGCCCUGAGCCAGCAGCUGCAGCUGGAGAGAGAGGUCCAUCAGAAGGAGCUGGAAAACACCAAGGCCACCAUCAAAGACGAGCUCGCCAGGAAGGAUCGGGAAGUGCAGGAAACGCUCAAACUCUGCCGACAGGAAAGAGACGAGACGAAGGCGCAGCUAAGCGAAGUCAAGGCAGAUGCAGCCUCAGACAAGGAGCUGUGUGCGGCACUGCACAUCAAGUUGGACAGGAUGAAGGAUGAGUGUGAUAAGCUGGUGGCGCAGCUGUGCACUAAAGACGAAGCACAUUCUCUUCUCCAAAGAAAACACCAGCAGCUCAAACGGGAACUGGAGGACACAGUGAAAAUGGGUGAGGAGAGACGGGUUUCUGAGUCGGAGCUUUUGAGGCUGGAGAAGAAGGUUUCGGCAAUGGAAGCAGACCAGGAAACGGUCCUUACUUCUCUCGGGGUUGAACUGGAUGCAGCCUGUCGCAGCUUGGCGAGGAACGGAGAAGACAAACUACAGGCGAUCUCCCAGAGACCUGGAUUAGUGAAAGACCCUCAUCGCUGGCUUGCUGAGACUAAGACCAAGCUGCGCUGGCUGUGUGAGGAAGUGCGAGAGCGCGACAUGAAGGAGCGGCGCCUGAGGAAGUACCACCAGCAGACCAGAGAUCAGCUGAAGGCUGUCAGCCAGAGCCGUGAAGCGGAGCAGGAAGCCCUCCUGCAGCGCCUGGACCAACAGGAGAAGCUGCUGCUCUCCCUCAGCACGGAGAAGAAAGAGCUGCUGGAGAGGAGUCGCAGGAAGGAGGAAGAAAUGAGAAGCCUUCAGGAUCGUGUAUUGGAUCUGGAGAUGAACACGAGAGUAGCGCUGGAGCACUUGGAGUCGAUUCCAGAGAAGAAAUGUCUGCUGGAGGACUUCAAAUAUUUGGAGGAAUCACAGCAACAGAAGGAGUUUGUAGAGCAGCGCUACUUUAAAUACAGAGAGAUCGUCCAGAACCUGCAGCACCAGCUGGACGAGUCCAAACGCAGAAUCCAAGAGUACAGAGAGGAGAAGUUGGAUGCUACCUCCAGGAGUCUGAGACUGGCUGCUCUCUCUUCUUCCAUCAAAGGCCCCGGCACGCUGCUGAGCAGCACACUGAGGUCUGACUGUCUCUCUCCUCCCAGACGUCUGACCGCCACCGACCUGGAGGACUCCACAGACGAGGGCUCUCGACUGCUCGCCCAUUAGUCCGCCGGUGGCCAAAACCUUCGUGUGAACCUCCACGCUCAGGCACCUCUCGCCGCGCGGACGCCUGCCCGCGACACGCUCGGCUGUAGCAAGAGGCCCCGGGUUCAACGCUAAUCCUCUUCAAGGACCUGAGGAGCAGCGUCGCUGAGGGUGCUCGACAGCAGAGGGGUCAGAGAGGCUUCAUAAACACACGGAAGGAGAGAGCUGGGAGAGAAACACCACUGUGAAGUAAUGUUAUUUACAAGCGCCUGUAUUUACAAUAUUUAUAAAGCUUGAAACCAAAGUAGCCAUAUUGUUCCUUGUCUCGUCCAGCCGCUGUUUUAAACGCGUUAUCUGUGAUCAUGCCAUCGUGUAUGUGCUAAUAUUCUAUGUGGACUAGCCAAGCUCCGGUGCCUUUUCAACACGCUGCACUUGUUGGACUCCCUUCAUCAUGAAGCGUUUUACCAUCUUUUGCUUUUGACGCGAUGCAGUAUAUAUUUGUGAAGGGAACGAGCAGAAGUGUCCGUUUCUAUGAAUUCUACCAGAAGUGCACUGAGAACGGAUGGAUCUGCACGCAGGUCGAAAUCCAGCAUUUUAUUCCUUGGUUUUGAUAUGAAGCGCUCCUCAUAAUAAAUGACAAUAAAACGGAGGUGUGCAGAAGAGUUUUGUUUACCGAAAGUUACAGAUGAUUCAUUAAAGAAACGUUUUUAAGCUAAA
Messenger RNA from Fundulus heteroclitus (mummichog), 4403 nucleotides. RefSeq names its product centrosomal protein of 128 kDa. The transcript is spliced from 25 exons. The record is from RefSeq and is a predicted model, not a curated record. Lineage: Eukaryota; Metazoa; Chordata; Actinopteri; Cyprinodontiformes; Fundulidae. Bases 483 to 3707 code for a protein of 1074 amino acids.